Messenger RNA from Mercenaria mercenaria, 595 nucleotides. RefSeq lists its product as uncharacterized. Bases 149 to 517 code for a protein of 122 amino acids. Lineage: Eukaryota; Metazoa; Mollusca; Bivalvia; Venerida; Veneridae. The transcript is spliced from 3 exons. The record is from RefSeq and is a predicted model, not a curated record.
GAAGACAUCCUAAUUUUUAGCUUCGGCUAAGUGCCAUAUAUAACCAUAUAUAAGACCAUAUUGUGUAUCGGGAACAGAGAGUCCGGUUGAGCCACAUACAAACGUUGAAAACAGGGCACGAGAUAAGUGACAGAAGACUAACGACAAUAUGGGUAACUCAAGCAGUUCUGCGAUUACCACUGAUCUUCUGAUACGAGAAGUUCGAAGUGUUGGCUCAAGUUUAUCGGCCCGUGACACAAAACUUUUUAAUUGCGCAAAAUCUGGCAUCGCAAAGGAGUCAGGAAAGUGUACCGACUGUGAACUUUAUAUCGAUUUUAAGGACCAAGAUGGCAUUUUGAUAAAAACUAACAGUAAUCCAUCUGGCAAAAUAUAUGUCGGAUAUGACGGGAACACGCCGAUAUAUGAAUGGAAGAAUCGUGGCUUUUUGCAGGCAGCAAAGACAUUUUUCAUUAAUAGUUUCCAUGCCAUAUUAAAUGUAAUACCGGCAGUAGGACUGCGAGCCAUUGCAUUCAAGUGAGAAAAAUUAGUCUUCUCCAUGUUUACUAAAUGUGUAACGUUUACAAUCUUUAUAUACUGAAAUAAAUUUUAUUUUCAA